AUGUGGUGCAACUACCACCUCCGAUGGUGGAUUGUCAAUCAAUCCCUCAAGACAGCAGGUAAGGGUCUCUUUGCCCUGACGCCUGGCCUGCAAAAGACGUACUACCGCCUCCUCGGAAUGUCGAUCGGAUCUGACGUCAAGAUCGACCAGUUCGCCAAGAUCGCCGAGCACGACCUCAUAACCAUCCACAAUGGUGCCCGCAUCGACAAGUGCCUCGUCCGUGGAUUCUGCGUCGAGCGCGACGGCUACUUCAGACUCGAGCCCAUCAUCAUCGGUCGCGAUUGUGUGGUCAACACGUUCACGCAGAUCUCUCCCGGUGCCAGGCUCGCCGACGGUACGGUCUGGGGACCGCAGUCGUCAUCGCACGAGGAGCCUUCGUCCGACGCUUACGCUGCCUACAACCGCAACAACGCUCCUCAGCCACACUGGGCGCUGAUGGUGCUGAUCGGCUGGCCCGUCAUCUUACUCGUCCGUUUUGCCUGCUAUGUGCCAUGGUUCGCAUCGCUCUUCAUGCUCCUGUCACAGCCCUUUGCUUUCGACCACCACGACAGCGUCAAAGGUGUUAUUGCCUGGUUCGCCUAUCCGCGUCGUAUCGGCUGGCAUUACGUGGCUCGCGUUGUGCGAAACGGUAUGCCGCCGCUGAUAAACCUCGCGCUGGGAAUCUUUGUUAAGCGCAUGCUCGGCCUCAACAAGGAAGGCUCGAUGCGCAACGCCACCCAGUACGCGCUCUUCCGUCGAUGGAUGAACCAGCAGCUUCUCUCCCAGCCACGCGUGCGUCGUGCUCUUGCCAUCUUGGGCACCCACUACGAGAUGACCUCAGUCAUCUUCCGUGCCAUGGGCGCACGCGUAGGCAAGCGUGUCUACUGGCCUGGAUCCAGCAUCUACUGCCCGGACCCAGAAUUGCUCGAGAUCGGCGACGAUGUGGUGUUCGGGUCGCGUUCCGAAGUGUUCACAUCGGACAGCAUCGGCUGGGCGCGCGUGCGUGUCGGACGAGGUGCCAUGAUCGCGGAUCGAGUCGUCCUUCUACCCGGCACCAUCAUCGGCAAGCAGUGUGUGAUGGGAUCCGGUGCGCUGGCCCGUCGCAACGGUCACUACGAAGAGGGAAGCGUCUGGAUGGGCUCCAAGCACGGCGAAGCGGUCAGCUUUGGUAAAGCGGUGACCGAGAAAAGCGAAGGCCUUGCGAGCGACGGCGACUCGGAGACCAUCACGCCGUUCGGACGUGCGUUCUACAAACGACAGGCCAACUUCUUCGUGUUCCCCUACCUCAUGCUGGUGGUGAUCAACGUGGGCAUGACGAUCUUUUCGUCGGCCUACUGGGCAUCUUCGGCGGUGGGCACGGUGCUCGUACUCAACUUGCUGCGCAAGCACUUUGAGUAUUCGUCGGCCGGCUUCCUAUUUGACGACCAUUGGUGGCGACCGGGUCUGAUCUACGGCAUGAUUGCGGUGCUCUUUGUCGUGAUCAUGACAGUGCAAGCUUUGCUAGCCUUCUUGUGGACGAUCGCCACCAAAUGGGCGGUGAUCGGCCGACGUCGCGAGGGCCGAUAUGAUUGGGACAAGUCGUCGUAUUGCCAGCGCUGGCAGCUCCACCUGACGCUGCAAAAGUUGCUCGGACGCGGAUUCGGUGGUCACAUCUACGGCAUGAUCUCGGGAACCGCAUUUGCAGUAUGGUACCUGCGAGCGCUUGGCGCUAAGAUCGGAAAGGACUGCGCGAUCUGGGCGGGUGGCAAGCCGUCGUUGCAGCUGACGGAGCCGGAGCUGGUGUCAAUGGGCGACCACGUGAGUAUCGACGACUGUUCUGUGGUGGCGCACAUCAACUCGCGCGGACGCUUCAGUCUGAACAAGCUGCGCAUCGGCGAUGGGUGUGCGAUGCGCACGGGAAGCCGUCUGCUUUCGGGAGCGCAGAUGGAGCCUAGAUCGAUGCUGCUCGAACAUACGCUGGUGGCAUCGGGCGAGAUUGCCGAGGCAGGUGCUGUCUACGCUGGAUGGCCCGCUCGCCAGCUGCGUGUGCGAAAGGCGCAUCGCGGGGGCGGGGUUGGCGGCGGCAUCCCCGGAGAGCUGUCGGCGAUGAGCAGUUCGACCAACCUGCAUCAGCAAGCGCCGCCACCUGGCUACUUUGGCCAUUGA
Messenger RNA from Sporisorium graminicola, 2124 nucleotides. RefSeq lists its product as uncharacterized. The coding region runs from base 1 to 2124 and encodes 707 amino acids. The transcript has a single exon. Lineage: Eukaryota; Fungi; Basidiomycota; Ustilaginomycetes; Ustilaginales; Ustilaginaceae. The record is from RefSeq and is a predicted model, not a curated record.